GAAAUUCGUAAUGGAUACCAUAUUGGUGCAUCGCUUUCACGACAACAGUAGAGUUAGCAGUGGAGAAAUGAACUGAUCCACGAGGGACCAUCAACAAACAGUGUGGCAGCGUUCAAUCUUAUCAAAGCUGUGAUUUUGUGGAGAGGUCUUGCCCAGCCACCCGUCUUGUGCAGACUGCCUUGACUACUGAUAUUCCACCGUCAAGAAUAUCCAAUGUCGGUCUCUGGUUCACAAAAGUAGUUUGGACUCGCGGCACAGGCAGGCGUGUGACCGUCGCGCACUUUGGCUCCAGUCGUUAUCAUUCUGUUUCCACGGAGGACUCCGCUGGUUGCGCGCCGAGCAGCAUUUAGGUCAGUGUUCGCAGGAAUGAGGAUAUUCUUUGUCUGUUUUGUCCAAGUGCACAUCAUUCUUGACUUCUAUUGUCGGGCGGCCAUCCGCUACCAUUCACCCAUGACGCCGCCAGCCUGAGAGCGCGCGAUAAACCCAACAGCAGAUGCAUUCGCUCCAACUUCAGUGUUAGCUUCCAAAGCUGCCGUCUAGGCAUCGUCCCGUCUCUCCAUUUGGUAGAUGAUGAGGUUUGUUUGAUUCAGUUUCGUCUGGUUUCCCACUCAUCGUUCCCAUUUGAUGUCCACACUGUGGACAGGCGCAGCGGAGUGUCGUAUCGACCAUCAGCAGGAUUGCACAAAGCACGUGUACACGGCUGUCACGGGACUAGAACCAGGUUAAUUUUCGCCCCAUGAAUGACGCCAUGUAGUAUCAUAUACUGCGGUGACACUUGUUCUGCUGUGAACCUGAUCAGGCCUUUUUCAUAAUGCGUACCCCAGGUGCCGGGGCAGGGAUCGGGGAGACGAGUGCCCGAUCCCCUGCCCCAAGGUUCCGUUACGAAUCCAUGUUGUCGGGACUUUGCCAAUGGCAGCCGCCGUGCACAUACGAAGCAGACUCGUGCACACCCCUUUUGCAGAUUUUUCCUCGAAUUUAUGACGCCACGGUUGGUAGACGGGGGUGACCAUGUGAGUGGGGCGUUAGCGCUUUUGCUGGAAACAACUAUACAGUCACUUUCCACACAGUUCAUCUGCACUCUCUGUGUGUCUCCAGGACUUCCCAUUGUGUUGACCUCUAGGGCCGACACCGUCCUGCCUUAUGCCUAGGACACUACACUAUUUUUUUCCCGUGCGCAGUCUUCCGUUUAGCUGGCUGUGUCGCGUACCUCUGCAGCUGCGCCGUUUUCCGUGGAAACCUGGAGUCCUUCUCCAAGUCAUGUUCCGGAACUGAUUCGCCGUGCACGCUGGAGGAGUGUCUGCAGCUCUUAGACUUAGCCCUCUGGGGUUUACAGCUGCCAAGAGAGUGUACAUGCAAGAUAGUUUUUAUUAGGCAGGUAAUGUUUUACCAUUGGCUGCACGAGAAGUGGUAAGAGGUUCCCCUGAUCUUUGGAGAACGUCUGAAGGCUAUAUUCUCCAGUUACUGAGGGCAAUGCAACGUCACUUUGGUAAGCUGGCAGAAGCGCAAUGCACUUUUUAAACAAUGCCAUCAGAAAUUGUGGUGAUGUUGCGUCUGGGUACGAGUAUUAAAGACCAAUUUAGACACUCACCACAAGAAUUCUUAAAUACCAUCUGCUCCACAGGGUCCGAAGGCAUAGCAGUUGCCCCCUGACAAGCCUUCCUCCACACAGCUUGGAAGUUUCAGCAGACAGCCCACUGCCGCAAAGAACGGAGCAACGGACACCGUUUCCCCUACUACAGCAAAGCGAAACCUGUGAAAUGGAAAACGUGAGGGUCCGACUCGUCCUUACACACCGUUGAAAUUACCGGAGUUGCUUUUUGAAAAAUCACCGCUGCACUGUACCCCACCUCUCAUACGGGAGAUACACGACAAAAAAUGACAUGAGAAAAGGAGCAAAUCCCCAUCAUCUUCUCUGUUCCCUGGUACCAACAUAGCGGAGGACAGUUGCGUAGAUCCGGCUCUAUCGACGACUACCUCGUGAGCAGGGAGAGACACGCCUCCAGUGUGUAUGCAACUGUGUCCCCGGUACUGAACAAGCCUACAGAAUCUGCUCAUUUAGUGGCUCUCAAAUUCUCAAGAACCUGCCCCUUCAGGUGUCCAGAAUCGCCUCAACAGGUUUCGCGAGUCUCAACGCUUCCACGUUCCUGCAGUGCUAUGCACGAACUGCUGACGAGCUCUCAGAUAGGGUAAUCAGAGCUCGCACCUCCGAGAGGAGUCGACUAAUAAGGGUGACACCCCUUGAACUGCAAUUUCUCCCGCGCGUUUUCGUUUGUGCGUAGAAUUUGUCGACUCUCGACGCUGCAUGCACUGUGGUGAUACUGUUGAGAACCAGCGUGGCCGAGAGCCAGAGUGUGUGCGAUGCCGCGCCCCCGACGGCUCCGUUGUUGGCGUAUCUUGCUCGAUAAGAUCCAGAGCAAAGACGGUUUUGUUCUAGCCAGUGGUUGCACGCUUUGUGCGAGAGAAGUUGUGAAUCGCUGCGAGUUGUUUGCGCAAGGAACGCGCAGUUUGCCGAGAAAAAACCGGCACUUCGAGACAGCCCGAGAGAACGCGCACGCAAACCAGCCCCUGGCUCUGAAACAAAACGUGGUGGGUGGAGCGGCGAGUUCGAGGUUUUUUUGUAGCUACCUCUCUCGCGCUUGGGAGGAAGCUUGAGAACGCGUGAAAGCACUCGAGAAGUUUCACGUCUUUUCCGUUUCACGCUUCUUUUCCACUGACCGACGGCAGGAACCGUCGCUUCUCUUUUUCCAACGCGAGUGAAUCUUCCCCGCCGCGAGAGAAACGCUUUUCGUUGCGAUUCACUGAGCUCUCUUCUUUCGAAUCGCACAUCUGCAACACGCGUACGUCGAUUUCUUCGCGAACAGCGCUUCUUUCGCCUUCCCGAAAGUCUUUCGCGGCGCGCAGUUGCACGAUCCGUUGUAACAUUUCCGAGCGUCGAAACUCGUGGCAAAUUCGCGACGAAAACUGCGCCCGACCCAGAGAGAACGGGUUAUCAUCCUGCAGUCGAUCGAAAAAAGCGACGCUCUGCGACACAAACGCGGCUCAACAGGGUGUGGAGAAAGGGAGGAAUCCUGGCCGAAGGCGUCGGUGCCGCCUCGGACUUCUCUGCGGACAGACUUUGGAAAGUCUGUCCACUCGUUGUGUCGGAGAGCUCUCAUCGGUGUCCGCCUUCCCGGUCGACACCCGACAGCGUUUUCCCCUGUGUGUACCAUCGUUCUCUUUGUCGCGAGCGUUUUUCGCUGGGCAUCUGGCUGCGGAGAGCUGCCGUCUUUUGAUGAUUUGUUUACCAGAACGUCCUCCUUGUCGCCGAAAAAAUCAAAGGGCUCGGCUUCUGCCUUCUGUCUUCUCUCCCCCCUUCCCCCUUUGAUCAGGUUGUGCAAGCCGAGGACGUUUCGUCGGUUCCUUGGUGAUUUUUUCCGUCUGUUGUGGACGGCUGUCCUCACGUCGUCGCAUUGUUCAUGUCCGUUCUGAGGAUCUCUCAUCUGCUGUCAUUUUCAAAGACCUCCCUGCUUCUGUUUCCUCUCGUUCCGUAACUCUUGCUGAUCACUGCUACGUCUGCAGACUCGAGAAUCUCUUCCUUCUGACUCUGACACUCUGUUCGUUGUCGCCGCAGCCUGGCGCGCGCGCGUGGAAGCUUCUUCGCUUGUUCUUUCUUCCCCGUGGAUUUGUCUCCUUUGUUUCCGUUCCAGCUCUUCGUCUAAUUCUGAAGGACUCUAAAAACUCAGGCGUCCGGACUGCUGCACUGCUCUUUAUGUUUGUGCGGCAAGCCAAAGCUGUUGUCACACCCGCAGUGCUGUGCUUGCGGCCGUCUUCGUCGUUCCUCCGUCGUCUUUGCUUCUGCUGUCUCGCCAGCUUCCCGUUUUUCUGCGCCUCUCUCGACGCUCACUUUGUCUUCAUCUGGCGGUCUGCCUUUGUCUCGCGGGCGUUGGUCGCGGCCCUCUGAAUCGUUUUCUGCGUUCUCGCUCUUGCCUUACCCUCGCUCCCCCCCCCGCGACUUUUUCGUUCUCACGAGUUUCGCAGCUCGUCUCUGAUGUCUCUCUCCUCUUGCCCGCAGACUGUCUCUCGUGUUUUUCGUCUCUCCCUUCUUCUCCGCCACUUGCUCUUCCGCGGUUUCCUCGCGUUUUUUCGCCGCCCGUCCAAAGGAACUCUGUCGCGUCUUCACCUCUCCUCUUUCCACUCACAACUCCUCUGUCGACCUUUCCGAGGAGAACGGUUUCCUCCCCACCGGUUCCUCUCCUCCGUCUGCACUUGUUGGUCGUCUGGUCGCGAGUCUCCGCGCUCGCUGUUGCUUGCUGCGUUCUCCACAGGCUCUCGACUCGCGAGUCUGUGCCUUCUCCGCGAGUUUCUUGCUCGUCUUCGCCAGGAUGUUGGGGUCGUCGGAGGGCGGCGCGCGCGGGUGUCCGUACUGGAUCGUUGCAUGCAAUACGGACGAGACGCACAGCGCCGAGCAGAUUUUCAGUUCCCUGAAGCACGCGGUCUUGGGCUCUCGCAACGCGCUGUGCGACGAGGCCUGUCUGUUGGACAUUCCUCAUUUGAAGUUCGGGACUUUUGACGACUUGAUUCGCUCCGUCGACAUUCUGCAGAAGCAGGACGCCUACGUGGAGAGUGUGAUUCGGCGCAUCGAGCGCCAGGCCGUGGAGAUCGACCCCGACUGCGAGUUGAAAGUCGUUUGGCAGCGGCACUCGCUCACGGUCGACCAGUACAUUCGGCGUUUUCAGUGGGAUGACGCCAAGUUUCCGCGGCUCCGCGCCAUCCCAGAAAACCUCGACGCGCUCGUGCAGUCCGUGACCAAGACCGACGACGAAGUGCGAGCGAAAGUAGCAGUCUGGCAGGAGGUGAGGCAGCAGAUGGCGAACUCGGCAUCGGGCAAGAAGACAGGUCCUGCGACUUACUUCCAGCGAGACUUGAUCGACGUCUUGUCUCCAGACACGGUCCGCGACGACGACUUCUUGGUGACAGAACACUUGACAACGGCGGUGGUCGUCGUCCCCAGGGGUCAGGAGCGAGAGUGGGAACAGAGCUACGAGAGUCUGGACGCGUUCGUCGUACCGCGUAGCUCGCGAAAGUUCAACGUCGCGGAGGACGCAGACGGAAACGCGCUCUGGAGAGUGAUUCUCUUCACCUCUCACCUCCAGGCGUUCCGACAGGCGGCGCAGGCGAAGAAAUUCGUCGUCCGGGACUUCCACUACAGCCCGCAGGCGUACAAGGAGACGGUGCUCGCGCGGUCACGCGUCGAGGCGGAGAAGACGAAGCAAGAAACCUUCCUCAGUCGUGUCUGCUUCGCGGCCUUCUCAGACAUCUUCGUCGCCUGGAUGCACCUCAAAGUCAUGCGGACCUUCUGCGAAGCGGUGCUCAGAUUCGGAGUCCCUCCCGAGUACGCCGCCUUCGUCCUCCGUCCUGUGAGCGAAGCGAAGGAAAAGAAACUUCGACACGAACUGGACAAACUGUUCUCGCCCAAAGGAGGCUUCGGGAACAGCUACUUCUCAGGCAAAGACGACCCUGGAAGCGACGACGAAGACUUCUAUCCCUACAUCUGGCUCGCGCUUCAGCCUUUCGGCAGUCACCGCGCAUCCGCUUGACCGGCGGGGAGACGGCUGUCAUCUGCGGAGUUUUGUAAACCACACACAUAUGCAGCGCAAAGACGGAACUCGCUUUCCGACACUCCUCGCCUUCGGCCGCCUCGCGGACUGCCGCAGAAAGAACAGCAAAGGCUUCGAAGGGAGGCUUCAGAGGGUCGCAAAUCCUUUGAUCAGAGCUCUCUUCUGCCGCCGAUACAGGCGAAGAAGACAUGGGAGGGCGUCUGCAAACGUGAGCAGAAGAAGCCUGAGAAAAGAAAACGUGACGGAGAAGGAAUGCGAGGGGAGGUGCGGCCGCAGAGGAGAGCUGAAGACACGACAGUCAGAAACUCGCGCACUGGGAUCAAACAGAGAGAGAGAGAGUGGAAAUGCGUGCUUCUGGGAGAGGAUGGGGAGAAAAGAGAGUGGGCGGAGAAGAAAGUAGAAAAGCGGAGGACGAAUGCGGGAGUGCGAAAUUCUGGAGAAAGACAAGGAAAGACCUGUAUACGCCCACUGCAACAGAGAGCGAGUCGCCACUUUGCGAGCGAGGCAGGAAGAACCUUUCUCGUGUGCGGCUUGGGAGAAAAGAUGCAAGUUCUUCAAAACGUGCAUGAGAUCGUGGGUGGAGAGACUGCGAUUUGUCCGGCUUGACGGAGACAAAGAGAGACGGGUGCACAGACGAGAGGAAACUCGAUCUGUGAGACAGCAGUGGCUACAAUGAUACAUCUGCGCCACUCAAACGUCUACAUACACAGAUUUAUGUUUCUGCGCAUAUAUGUGUGUGUGUCUAAAGUGUGGGAUUGAAAAGAAUGGCAGUCAGAAGUGAGCUAAAAAGCGACAGGGCAGUGAAGAGACACUUGUGGGGAGAGGAGACUGAAAGAGUUGCGAGUACCAGUUCCUCCGGAGGCAGGGAACGAGGGGUGCGUGGAAAGUGUGUAUCUAAGUGGAAACUCUCCUCGAGUGCGUUUUUUUUUCGCUUCUGGCAAACACUGUCUGUCGUCCUUGUUUCUCAAAUGGGUCCCGGGGGGCACCUGGCACUUGUGCGGGUACACUGGCGAAUCGGUUGGUGCGUUGCUUGCAUGCAAACAUCCGAAAGACGUCUAGGCACCUCCUUCGCGGCGUAUGUACAUGUGAGGACGCGUAAGCACUCAGAUUUCGUGUGGGCGUAUGCGAUGGAUUCCAUCCGUCAAGACGUUUUUUCUCGACUGCGGCUCUGGCUGUGAGGAGCGAAGAAGACAAGGAAAACCGGAACCGGACAGACUCACUUUCAGAGCGACCUAGGCCUCUGUCGGUUUGGCGGACACCAGGAGUUGAAGACGCACCUUUGGCAGGCCACACACUGAUUCAAUGCCGGCACCUCGCGAGGCGACGUGGAACUCUUUCCGAGUUCUCCUUUUUCACCACAAACUUGCAGAUGCUGCAGAUGAGAUGCGCGCAUGAGGCUGAAAAACCAACCCGUGGAACAGAAGCCAACAUUUAGCCGAGAAGGUAGCCUCCAACACUCAUAGCCAAGUAUCAAAGUCUCUGCACAGACGGACAUCACCAAUCCUGUACGGUUUGUACCUGCGUGACUCCUCAGGGAAAGUUAAGGAGUCCUAGAAGCAUUUCCUCGUUUCCAAGAACUCCACAGAACGGGAUGCAUGAGGCCACCUUGCACCUGCACACCCAGAAAGAUCGAGACGUCCGACGCCGCACUCUCACGCCCGUUGUUCUCCCCAUCUGCGUCGGGGAGAUUGUAAAACGAGAAGCGUUUCUCCCUUGCUCAUGCACUGACGCCUACUACUGCCCACCGGAAAAAAGACACUUCAUUUACUCUAGAAAACUACCUACAGGAUUGCAGGCCCGGCUGAGAUGCGUUGUGGGAAGCCGAGAGAUUCAAAAUCACUGGAUCCACACAGACCGAGCAGCGAUACAUUAGUGCGAUAACGCGUUCUUCCUACCGAAAAAAACCACAAAGCCCCAAGGUCACAAGAGGCAAGUCUGGAGGAAAAAACAAACCCUGUGACUCUUUGAAGCUGACGCUCAUCCGUCUGCAACGGCAUUACUUCAAGUGUGAAUAAAUAUGUAUUUAUGCACGUACAUAUAUAUGCAUAUG
Messenger RNA from Toxoplasma gondii ME49, 7647 nucleotides. Its product is annotated as vacuolar ATP synthase subunit C, putative. Gene Ontology annotation, biological process: proton transmembrane transport. Gene Ontology annotation, molecular function: proton-transporting ATPase activity, rotational mechanism. Lineage: Eukaryota; Apicomplexa; Conoidasida; Eucoccidiorida; Sarcocystidae. Gene Ontology annotation, cellular component: vacuolar proton-transporting V-type ATPase, V1 domain. The transcript has a single exon. The record is from RefSeq and is a predicted model, not a curated record. The coding region runs from base 4362 to 5576 and encodes 404 amino acids.